UUUUCACUAUGUGAAAGAUACAUACAUGUCCCUAUGAAAUUGUUUAUAAGGAGCUACUACCGAUAUGUUUCUUCACACCAAUUUCAUACUAUCCAUAUGGAAAUUCAAAGGCACCGUUUGGUUCUAAUAACACCACCAUUUCAGGGCCACUUAACUCCAAUGCUUCACCUAGCCACCAUCCUUCAUUCAAAAGGGUUUUCCAUAACGGUGGCACAUGCCCAUUUCAAUUCCCCCGAUCCUUCUAACCACCCUAACUUUUCUUUUCUUCCCUUGUUCUAUGGUUUAUCCGAUACUCACAUCUCAUCCAAGAAUGUUGUAGAUAUUACUGCAACCUUAAAUACAAAGUGUGUGUCUCCAAUCAAAGAGGCAUUGAUUCAUCAGAUUGAGAAAGCAAAUAUAAACCAUGAAAAGAUUGCUUGCGUCAUCUACGAUGGAUUAAUGUAUUCCAUUGAUUCUGUGGCCAGAGAACUGAAACUACCCAACAUAGUCCUCAGAACCACCAGUGCUACUAAUUUUCUCACUUAUCAUGCAUUUGUGCAGAGACAAAGCAGUGGCUGCCGUCCCUUGCAAGAUUCUAUGUCAUUGGACUUGGUGCCAGAACUCGAACCACUCCGAUUCAAAGACCUGCCAAUGUUCAAUUCGUGUGAUAUGCAGAAACAAAUUGCUAAAACAAUGGAAGUGAGACCUUCUUUGGGUGUUAUCUGCAACACAGUGAAUUGCCUUGAAGAGAAGUCCUUGUAUAGGCUACACCAGGUGUACAAAGUCAGUUUCUUCCCCAUAGGCCCUUUACACAUGAUUGCCGAAGAAGAUUCUUCUAGUAGUAGCUUUGUGGAAGAAGAUUACAGCUGCAUAAGUUGGCUGAAAAAGCAACCAAAAAAAUCGGUGUUGUACGUGAGUUUGGGGAGUAUAGCAAGUUGGGAGGAGAAAGAGCUGACAGAAGUAGCUUGUGGCUUAGCAAAUAGCAAGCAGAAGUUCCUUUGGGUUAUCAGACCAGGGACAAUCAGAGAUGUUUCAGAAUGGGUAGAAUCACUGUGUAAAGAUGUUAGAGUGGCAAUAGCAGAAAGGGGUUGCAUUGUGAAAUGGGCACCUCAGGGUGAGGUUUUGGCAGACGAAGCUGUGGGAGGGUUUUGGAGCCAUUGUGGUUGGAACUCUACGUUGGAGAGUUUGUGUGAAGGAGUGCCAAUGAUGUGCCAACCUUAUUUUGGGGAUCAGAGGGUAAAUGCAAGGUUGUUGAGCCAUGUAUGGAAGGUAGGCCUAGAGUGGUCCAAUGUCAUGGAAAGGAAUGAAAUAGAAGUGGCAGUGAGAAGAUUGAUGGUGAAUUCUGAAGGAAAAGAGAUGAGGCAGAAAGCAUUGAAACUCAAGAAUGAAAUUAAGAUAGCUGUGAAAGAUGGUUCUUCCUAUGAUGCCUUAAAUAGGUUGGUCAAAACUAUCUUAUCAAUUAAUCUCUAACUUCAUCUAAUAUUACUCAGAUUAUGAUAUAGCUUUAGUGCAUGUAAAAUCACCUUCAGUAGCUGUAAAAACUGAUGAAGUAAUUAAGAGUGAAAAAGUUUGAGUUCGUUCUGUGAUGAUGGAGAUGUUGGGAACAUCCAAUUCAUCAUGUUUGUAUGGAUAAACUCCUAUUUAUUAUUUUAUUAUAUUUCUUGUGUAAUUAAUAUCAU
Vigna radiata var. radiata (mung bean) is the source of this 1658-nucleotide messenger RNA. Its product is annotated as UDP-glucose iridoid glucosyltransferase. Lineage: Eukaryota; Viridiplantae; Streptophyta; Magnoliopsida; Fabales; Fabaceae. Gene Ontology annotation, molecular function: UDP-glycosyltransferase activity. The transcript has 2 exons. The record is from RefSeq and is a predicted model, not a curated record. The coding region runs from base 34 to 1449 and encodes 471 amino acids.